AUGGAAGGAGCAGCAAAUUAUCGAAUGAGUUAUGUUGAACCAGCUAGUGAAUUGAUACAGGAGGAAGAUCGUGAUACUCUCGUUUUAAAUCUUCCUGGGUUUAAGAAAGACCUGUUGAAAGCUCAAUUAACUAGUGAAUCCAGAAUCAUGAAGAUCAGUGGAGCAAGGCAACUUGAGGAUAACAGUCUAGCAGGGAAAAAAAACAGCAAACUGCAACCCUUAGAAACCCGAAAACCUCAAAAGCCCACAGAGGAGCCAUUCGAUGCUCCAGAGAAGAAUGGAGAACGAGCCAGCCAUAAAAACGUACCAAGUGAUGGUCAAAACAAGCAGAAUGGUACCAAGAAUGUUCCUGAGAAAUCACACGUGAAGGAAGAAACAAAAAAGCCAAGAACAAGCAGGCGAAAAGACCUUGGCAAAUUUCCUUCAAUCAUUCUUCUCGGCUUCUUCAGGGAAUCAAGUUCAAGAGUCAAGACUUCAACAAUCAACAGCGUAAACAUUUGUGAAAGCUCUUGUAGUGAGCAGAAUAAGUGGAUUUCUGUGAUUGACAGUUACUGGAAUUUGUUUUACAUCUGGAAGGAUAGCUAG
Messenger RNA from Fraxinus pennsylvanica, 585 nucleotides. The record is from the annotation of a GenBank genome assembly. Lineage: Eukaryota; Viridiplantae; Streptophyta; Magnoliopsida; Lamiales; Oleaceae.